Molecule: messenger RNA, 2951 nt
Organism: Gaeumannomyces tritici R3-111a-1
Lineage: Eukaryota; Fungi; Ascomycota; Sordariomycetes; Magnaporthales; Magnaporthaceae
Exons: 3
Coding region: 652-2694 (680 amino acids)
Source: RefSeq, a predicted model, not a curated record
GGGUCAUCCGAUCUUUGCUUUUGCAUUGUGACAGACGCUGGCUGAGGCAGGGGUCUUGGAUCCGGGGCGCGCACGACAGAGAGCGGCAUUCGCCCAAGGCACCCUCCGCGUAAGCAUCCGGCUUCUGCUGCCCCUGCGUCUCGAUCCUUGCCACAUCAACACGACACAAGCUAUUGGUACCACCAAGCCCGUCCCGGAUAUACAGCCCUCCACCCACACCACAGCUCGCACUAGCGGAUGCCAACCGGCUUACCGACGUCAGCAAGGGUGUGUUGAUGAGUAGGGCGGCACGGCCCUCCCGAGCACGCUAGCGGCGGGCCAGCAGGGGUGCGGUGCCGUCCUCAAGGCUGCUGUGAUGAUCACAGACGUCUCUUUGAUGCGCCAGGAACCUGCACGAUGGCCUGUCCCGCGCGGGAUGGAAUGCGACCGCAUGUCCAUUCGGCCCUAAUACGCAGAUCGUCCCGCUCGACAUGCACGCCCGGCACUCUCUCCUCUUCACUUGCUUCUUCUCUUUGUGGUGGCUGUUUGCUGGGCUAUUUAGCGGUUUGCUUGUUCACUUCUCGGCCUGGCCAGCGUACAUCGAGCCUCGCCGUCUCGUGCAUUCUUAGAAGACGAAUAGACACGCGCUAGACUCACAUUCAGCCCGAUACAAUGGUCGCGGCGCUGCGGUUCCUCGUCUUGGUGUCGUCCCUGGUCGGCAUCGUGUCGGCCGGGAACUUCGUCGCCGACGUCGUCACCGAAGCCCCCAAGUGCUCGAUGGCGUGCCUGAUCGAGGCCGUGUCGGCCAACGGCUGCAGCCGCGAGUUGGGCGACCAAGGGCGGCUGGCGGCCUGCGUCUGCAGCGCCAACAACACCGAGGCGCUCUCGAGGGCCAACAUCUGCGUGCAGCAAAAGUGCACGUGGAACGAGACGCUACUCGCGCUGAACGUCACGCUGGGCACCCUGUGCCAGGGCCUCCCCAAAGAGUCCCGCGGCGGCCUCCUCCGCAUCAUAGCCAUCGUCGCCCUGGCGCUGACGAUACCCGUCGUGACGCUGAGGAUCCUCUCGAGGCUAUACAGCUCCGGCCGGCUCUGGUGGGACGACUACAUGAGCAUCGCCGCGACCGCGUCCCUCGUAGCCAUGCUCGCUCUUCAGUUCAAAAGCGCCGACCUUGGGUUUGGGACGCACGUAUGGAACGUCGACACGUUCACCGCCGCCGAUCUAUUAAAGUACUACUGGGCCGGCCAGCAGCUCUACAUCGUGGUCCAGGUCUUCGCCAAGAUCUCCAUACUCAUACUCUACAUGCGCCUCUUCCAGGCGGCGUGGUUCCAAUGGGCCGUCAAGGGCGGCAUAGUGUUUAUGGCUCUCCACGGCGCCGUAUUCCUCCUUCUGUGCAUCUUCCAAUGCCUGCCCGUUAGCGCCGCGUGGGAGCCGUCCGCCACGGCCAAGUGCCUGGACUUUAGGGUCAUCGCGUAUGCCGGCGGGGCCUUCAGCAUCUUUGAGGACUUUGUGCUCGUGCUGCUGCCCAUCCCGGAGUUGAUGACCAUGACGCUGAACUGGAGAAAGGCCAUCGGCCUGUCGUUCAUGUUCGGCUUCGGACUGCUGGCCACCGCCACGAGCAUCGUGCGCAUGAGGUACCUGAUCGGGCUCUGGGACUCGUACGACCUGACGUGGGACCGCGUCGACCCCAUCCUGUGGUCCGUCAUGGAGCAGUUCACCGCCAUCAUCUGCGGCAGCCUGCCAUCGUGCCGGGCACUCGUCAGCGACAUGCUCUUGAAGCUCCGGUCCCGGCGCGCCGGCGACGACACGGACGGCCUGCGGUCGCGUCCCGGCGUCUUCCGCAUGGCCCCGCCCGAGAAGCACGGUGGCGGCUUCUUCAACGGCAGGCGCGGGGCGGACCUCGCCGAGCACAACCAGCGCGUCGCCCAGGGCCCGGAGCCCGGCAGGGGGAAGCCGGCGCGGACCGGCCUGCGCGACCCCUACGCGGACCUGUACGACCUGGACGAGGAGGCGAUGCUGGGGGGCGAGUGCGAGUGCGAGAUGGAGAACUGUCCGUGCGCGCUGUCACCGGCGCUCUGCCGCAGCGUGACGCGGCGCACCUCGCUCGGCGCGCAGGCCGGCGACCCGGACAUGGUGGCAUUCCAGAUCCACAACCCGCGCGACGUGGUGCACCUGGCCAAGCGCGGCAGCUCCGCCAUCCGGCCCGUGUCCACCAUGAUGGCGCCCGUGCCGCCCAGCCUGGCCGGCGAGUCGACCGUGGUCAGCCACACGUUUGAGUUUAUCGACGAGGAGAAGCUGGGCGGUGUGCGUCCCCUGGUGCUGCCGAGGCUGCCGAUGCCCUGGGAGCGCACGUCGCGCCCGGCGAGGCCCGAUGACCCGGACAUGGUUAGCGACCCGAUCCGCAGCCCCGAGGAGGUAGUGGAGCACUCCAGGGCCGUCCCGUGCAUACGGCCGUGCUCGCUGGCGCCGACGGUGUACCUGGGGAGUGCGUCCAUCGGCCGCGCCGUGUCCUGCGGCAGUUGGCCUGGGCAAGGGGCGCAAGAAGGAAACGGCAGCGGCGCGUCUUCCCUCGCCGUCCCUGAAGACCACCACCUCACGCGCAUCUACGCGUCAUCCUCGGGCGAGGCAAACGCAGACUCUGGGGUCGACGAGCCGGUACCGCCAAUACCGGAGACGCGGCCGCCGGUCGGAUCGAAAGAUGGAUCGGACGUGUAAGCAUCCAGGCCGGGAUCCUAAACAGGCCUCCGGGAGGUAACAUUGUAUUUUCUAGCGCAGACUACACUUUCCUAAUCAACGGCCCCUGCAUCUACCCGCAAGCCAUUCCUUAUUGAUACCCGGAGAUACUCGGCCCACGCGGAGAAACUCCAGAGCGCACGGUGACUGACGGGGAAAUAUGGCUGUGCCAUGGUCGGCACCAUCAACCUCCAACACAACCGUCCUGCCCCUGUACAGACCCGGGUUUGUGGAACAGA